This is a messenger RNA of Cannabis sativa, 750 nucleotides long. RefSeq lists its product as uncharacterized. The transcript is spliced from 2 exons. The record is from RefSeq and is a predicted model, not a curated record. Lineage: Eukaryota; Viridiplantae; Streptophyta; Magnoliopsida; Rosales; Cannabaceae. Bases 267 to 665 code for a protein of 132 amino acids.
UAUGUAUAUAGUACUCCUUAUUGCAUACUUGUCCACUGAAAAGUACCAAACCUAUAUUAUCAUUGUAGUAGAUUAUUAUCAUGUCUAUCUCCAUGAUAUAUUACUCUUGUGUAUCAUAUGUCUAUUUCACAGAUGAGUAGACAACUUGUCCGUCUUAUUUGAUGAUACCUCUACAGUUUACAAGGGAGAUAGACAUAUGCAUAUAUGAGUAAUAUUUGUGAUGUCCGUAUAUACUCCAAUAUAUAUAUUUUUUAUGUGAUGAUCAGAUGGGAUGGGAGACACUUGUCACUCAUCCAAUGCUCCUCUUUGGUUAUAAAUAUAGAGAGUUACUUUCACUCUUGCUCACAUUUGUUGGAGCUCUUGGUGAAGUGAGACUUGGAGUUUUAGAAGGAGGCUUUCAAGAGGUAGGAUUGGCCUUCCAUUUAGUUGGGUGUGUGGGCAGGCGCCAGGGAGAGUUGAUCAAGUUCUUCGAAUUGCGGAGGAGGAGCGCUAUUGGAACGUUCUAUUGUCUGAUUCUUCUCUUCGAGACAGCACUUUGUGGGAUCACGUUCCCCGUCAACCCGAAGGUAUAUCUCAUCCUAAGAAUCGUGCUAAGUCUCAAGUUACUAUACUCCAAAGAAGUUUGGAGAUUUUGGGAUGCGAACCUUUAUUUCUACCUGAAUUGACAUCAGACGGACGAGAUUUUGCAGAUCGAUUCAUGGCCCAAUCUUCUUUCACUCUUCCUCUGGCUGGUGACGGUGCUAUGGAACG